CUCCGCCAACUCCGGGUCACUCUCCUACUGGCAGCAACCAUCCUGCUCCUCUUCACCUCCGCCCAUUUCUACCUCUACAACCACGAGAAAGGAAUCUUCCGCCCCACCAGUCAUGCAGACUCCACACUCUGUCCCCCCCUCCCCCCCACCAACGGCCUCUCCCCCGCUGCCGCCAUCCGCUGCCGCGUCCACGCCGCGCAGACCCGCGCGCGCCGACUCAUCGAGUCGCAAUCCCGCACCCCCGAGGCAGCGAUCGCCACCUACUCGCAACGCUACCAGCGCCCACCCCCGGCCGGCUUCCGGGAAUGGGCGCAGUUCGCCCUCGACCACGACUCGCAGAUCCUGGACGAGUUCGAUCAGAUCGAGCUCGACCUCCGCCCGUUCCGGAGCGAGGAGGCGCGGCGCGUCCUCCGCCGGCUGCACCAACGCCCCGACGACUGGCCGUACACCCGCCGGGUGGGGUUCUUCUCCGACGCGGAGGGACACAGCCAUGUGCAGACCUCAGGGGGACUCUUGUAUCAUGGGGAAUGGGCGAGUCUUCUGGCCCCCAUUGCGCACGCCGUGCCGCGGAAUCUGCUCGUCUACGUGAGUACGAUCGACGAGCCGCGCGCUGGCCAUGAGAAUGAGAAUGAACAUGAGAAUGUGACUUUCAUCCAGCACAGCGGGGCCGCCUCCAUCGAGUCGCUGGUCAAAGAGUCCUGCGCGACCCUACAGCACCAAACCAGGGGGUCCGUGGACGAAGAGCGCGAUGUCUGUCGCGCCGCCGCGCCCGGCAAACUGCACGGGCUGGUGACCUCGCCCGCCACCUUCAGUUACACGCACGCGCUCGCGCCGAUCCUGAGCUUCGGGCGCAUGGCGGCCUUUCGCGAUAUCUUGGUGCCGUGUCCGUGCUACCUGGAUCAUGCAGAAGCAGCGGCAGCGGUAGAAGAAGAAGCCGACGGCGAGGUGAUUCCAUUCCACAACAAAACCAAGGCUGUCUACUGGCGGGGCCGGUCAACUGGCGGACAGGCGCAGCGCACGACCUGGCGGUUUGGCCAUCGACAGCGGUUCGUCGCGUUCGUGCAUGCGCUGCAGCGGGCGGCGGAGGCGGUGGGGAUGAGUCGGUUCUACACCAGCACCAACCCCCAGCCCUCCGUGGCAGACGACGCACACCGGGCCCGGCAGAUUGCGAACGCGUUUGACGUGCAAAUGGCCGGCUACAUCCAAUGCGAAGACGAGGUGUGCGGCGACAUGGAGCGGGUGCUGGGCCCCGCGCACUUCGAGGGCGAGCAUGCAGCCCGCCAGUUCCGCAUUCUCUUCGAUCUGGAUGGCAACAGCAUGAGCACCCGCUUCUAUCAUCUGCUCGGCCAGCGCGCCCUCGUGCUCAAGCAGACCUGGUUCCAGGAGUGGCAUGACCAGCGUCUGAUUCCCUGGGCGCACUAUGUGCCCGUCAGCAUGGGGUUGGAGGAGCUGCCCGCGCUCGUGGACUACUUUCUCCAUGAUCCCGAGGGCGAGCAGCUCGCGGCGGAGAUUGCGGAGGCGGGGGCGGACUGGUCGCGGAGGGUGGUGAGGGGGAUUGAUAUGUCGAUUUAUGUCUAUCGCUUGCUGGUAGAGAUGGCGGACGUGUUUGGG
Molecule: messenger RNA, 1611 nt
Organism: Aspergillus saccharolyticus JOP 1030-1
Lineage: Eukaryota; Fungi; Ascomycota; Eurotiomycetes; Eurotiales; Aspergillaceae
Exons: 2
Source: RefSeq, a predicted model, not a curated record